Molecule: messenger RNA, 249 nt
Organism: Dentiscutata erythropus
Lineage: Eukaryota; Fungi; Glomeromycota; Glomeromycetes; Diversisporales; Gigasporaceae
Source: the annotation of a GenBank genome assembly
CUUAAACUUCUUUAUAUAACUAAUCAUCCCAAUGUUGUAAAAUUCUAUAGAAUCUCACAAUCACCGGAGGAUAAUUUUAUGAUAGUACUGCAGCUUGCCACUGAUGAUAUUACACUUGGAUUGAUGCAUUUACACGAGAAAAACAUUGUUCAUCGGGAUUUGCAUGCAAAGAAUAUUCUAAUAAAUGAUGGCAGAGUCUUGAUUACUGACUUUGGAAUAUCAUCAUUAUUAUCGAUAUGCACAGAAUAG